Molecule: messenger RNA, 2179 nt
Organism: Klebsormidium nitens
Lineage: Eukaryota; Viridiplantae; Streptophyta; Klebsormidiophyceae; Klebsormidiales; Klebsormidiaceae
Source: the annotation of a GenBank genome assembly
UCAACCAUCCCCGAGCCUCGCCCGUUUCUUCCCCCGCCCCGACCGCCACGCCCAAAACCAUUGCCCCCUCUCUCUACUCCAGCCCCAUUCCUUCCAUACCCGUUGCCUUCCUGCUCAAAAUUCUCCUGGUAACCUCUCCCUGGGUUCUGCAUUUGAGGACGGCCCCCAUGGUAGCUCCUCUCCUGCUCAAUUGUACGGGUGCCGCCCCCUCUCCGUCCCCGACCACCACCCCUCCCCCCUCGGGAAGAGCCAGAGUCACCCCCAUAUCUGGCCUGGGUAUUCCGCCCAUCUUGGCUCGUUCCUGCCCCUGGCCAAGGAGCCGACAUAGUACUCGGCUGAUCUGACGAACUGGUAUAUGCUGCGGAAGAGGAGAGUCGUUCUGCAGCAGCUACUGGGUCUACCAAGCUGUUGGACAGCGACCAGAGGGAGCGCAGCGGCCCGAGCACCCGAAGUCUGGCAACCAACAUGGGGCUGGAGAAGGAGGCUGUUCUCGACAGGGAGGCGCAGCUCGCGAGGGCGGCGUUAGCGAAUUGGAGCUGCGAAGUGCAGAGAGCCAUACUGAAAAAGAGAGUUCAGAGAUGGCUGCUUGUGGAGCUUGACAUUGUUGAGCAGUGGUUGAGAGAACUUAAGCGGAUUACGCGGAAGAUCAGAUUCAUACUUCAGCCCUAAGAAGAUUUAGAAAGUAGAAAGUAGAAAGUUCUAAUUUCUGAAGGUUCCGUUUCCAGUGGGCGUGGCCUAGUGCCAGCUGCCCAGCUGCCUGAUGGGAAGUGGUGCAGUGCUGUGCAAGUGUUGGUGGCAUUGCAUUUGUGAAACGAGACAUUGUCUUCUGAAUCUUUGAAGAUUGAAAUUGACUUCAGCCCCAGCUUUGUUUUGACUUCGUGAACGCGCCCAUUGCAUUCGGCACUCCCAGCAAUUGCACCAACUUCGUUCUACCAGGCAAGAUGUUGAGGCGCACAGGGCUUCAGGCGCUUCGCAAUGCUCUGAAGGCGGCUAGAGCGAGUGCCACCAUUACCAGCCCGAGUGUCAGCGGCCGCUACGCCGCAGAUCUGCCAAAGGGUUUCGCAAGCAUUGCAAAGAGGUCAAUUUCGGGAGCAGAUGUGAAUGUGAACCCAGGCUUUGCAGUGGGGGCAGUUCGUUACUUCGCAAAGGGCGCAAAGUCAGACGGUUUGGCGCGGGCACUGGAUCUCGAGAUACAAGACCAAGAAAAGCAGUAUGUGUCACCUAAUGUGGAGCUCCCCCAUGGCUACAAGGUCGUCGAGAGCCCUGGUAGCAGGAAGCUGACAGUGCGCAAAAUGCAUGGGAACGAAGAAAUCGAGCUCAUGACAUACGUCGAUCCUGAGAUGGAUGCUGCAUACGCGGAGAGCGCUUACAAUGAUCCUGAUGAAGAGGGAGAUGGUGAAGAGAAUGCUGGGACUCCCCUGCACUUCAUGGUCAAGGUUACAAAGGGUGGCGAAGAUCGUACCCUGGUCUUCGAUUGUUCCUUCGAAGGAGGAGAGAUCAGCAUCGACGCAGUGCAUGUUGAGGACCCCAGCAUAAACGAGAGCGAUGCCUAUCCGGGACCGGAGUACAGCGAGCUGGACGAGCGACUGACACAGAACCUCAAGAAGUAUCUGGUAGAUCGUGGUGUGGACAACGACACUAUGGAAGCCUUUGCCGACCUUAAAAACGACAAGGAAGAGAGAGAAUAUGGCAGAUGGCUGAAGGAGGUGAAGAGCUUCGUCUCAAAGUGAUCGCUGUCGAGCAAGAGAUAAGCGUUUGCAAACAAAAACAGUCAAACUUAAAAGGCAGAAAAGGAAGGUAUGUCGUGGUGAGGGAGGAAGUGGGCAACUUCAGUAAGGGGUUACUUUGCGAGAAUCUGUCUUAAGUCACUCGCUGUGUGAGAUUGGCACCUUUGACGGUAGCUUCCAACCGGAUUGGCUGCAAGAUAUGAUGGACAAACAUCGAGAUUUGGGAACGUUACUGCAAGCUACCGUCGAGCAGAUUAUAUGCAAUCUAUAGACAACACUAUCAUAUCAGUGUCUACUGAUCUGUUAAUCUGGUCAGCCCUGACCGUCGCUUCCGGGACAACUCAAAAUGCGUAUCUGAUAUCUCAUGGACGGUCGAGACACAAUGUUUUAUAAUUCUCAGCGUGGAUCCAGAACUUUGCAGACACGGCCGAGGCUCCUUCCGAAAAUCUAGC